Anguilla rostrata (American eel) is the source of this 680-nucleotide messenger RNA. It is a transcript of the gene gpha2, whose product is annotated as glycoprotein hormone subunit alpha 2. Gene Ontology annotation, molecular function: hormone receptor binding; hormone activity. NCBI's taxonomy places the organism in Eukaryota, Metazoa, Chordata, Actinopteri, Anguilliformes, Anguillidae. Bases 8 to 421 code for a protein of 137 amino acids. The record is from RefSeq and is a predicted model, not a curated record. Gene Ontology annotation, cellular component: extracellular region. Gene Ontology annotation, biological process: cell surface receptor signaling pathway. The transcript is spliced from 3 exons.
GAUCCUCAUGUCUCCCAGGCGAACUCUGACCCCUGGCCUCUUCCUCCUCCUGCUGCCCCUCUUCCUGCUGAUGCUGCUGGCUCCAUUCGGCCGGAGCUACAGCGGGCUGGGUCCGGGCUGCCACCUCUUCCCGUUUAAUGUGACGAUCCGCAGCGAUCGGAGGGGGACGUGCAGGGGCACGCACACGGUGUACGCCUGCGUGGGGUACUGCGAGUCCAGCGCCUUCCCCUCGCGGUACUCCGUGCUGGCGGCCUCCAACUUCACCCACAACAUCACGUCUGCCUCCCGCUGCUGCACCAUCAGCAAAGACACUAAGGUGAAGGUGCGUCUGGACUGUCCUCGCGGCCGUCGCCAUGACAACAUCGAGAUCCUGACUGCACGUGCCUGCCGCUGUGACAUGUGUCGCAAGUCACGCUACUGAGGAGUUUAAGGCCACCUGCGGCUAAAAUGUGACAGGUGGACCAUACCAAGUAACUGACAUGCCUGUCUGUGAUCCUGAAAGCCUGUGUGGACUGAGUGAGUGAGUUAUAUAUGUGUGUGUGUGCGUGUGUGUAUGAGUGCAUGUGUGAGUACAAGUGUGUGCAUGAGAGAGAGAGUGAAGGAGGCAUGGAAAGAGGUAUGGACAGAAAGCAUGAGACAGGAAAAGAAAGAGAACUCAAGUGAAAACAUUUAUUUUCAAA